Manis javanica (Malayan pangolin) is the source of this 3650-nucleotide messenger RNA. RefSeq names its product small integral membrane protein 14 (gene SMIM14). NCBI's taxonomy places the organism in Eukaryota, Metazoa, Chordata, Mammalia, Pholidota, Manidae. The record is from RefSeq and is a predicted model, not a curated record. Gene Ontology annotation, cellular component: endoplasmic reticulum.
CUCGGCAGGCGGGCCGCUGGGGUCUCGAGCAGUUGCAAUCUGUUGCGCCGCCGCCCAAGGGAGCCGGCAGAUCCGGGUCUCGUGGCUAAGAGUGACGUGGUCAGUCGAAUCAAAACAGAGGAGGGGAGGAAGCCGGCGGUCGGGAGCAGCACCGGCAGAGGCGUCCCGAGCGGCCGUAGCGUUCUGGAAGCUCCAGGCGGUCUUUCUGCCGAGCCUUGCUCCUGGCCCCCAUCCUCCCCGCCCCGUCGGUUUGUUUUCUGGGCGGAUUUAAGCAAUCAAGAUAAAUCAAGCUGGGAAAUCAUGGCAGAAGGUGGAUUUGAUCCCUGUGAAUGUGUUUGCUCUCAUGAACAUGCGAUGAGAAGGUUGAUCAAUCUGUUGAGGCAGUCCCAGUCCUACUGCACAGACACAGAAUGUCUUCAGGAAUUACCAGGACCCUCUGGUGAUAAUGGCAUGAAUAUUACCAUGAUCUUAAUGGCCUGGAUGGUUAUUGCAGUGAUCUUGUUUCUACUGAGACCUCCUAAUCUAAGAGGAUCCAACCUAACUGGAAAGCCAACAAGUCCCCAUAAUGGACAAGAUCCACCAGCCCCUCCUGUGGACUAACUUUGUGAUACAGGAAGUGACAAUAGUUAACACCUUGCACGACCAAAUGAACGAAGAUAACCCGAGUACUCUUAACCCGAUUAGAAGUGUUUUCUUUUUGCAUCUGCAAAAUGGGAUGGUAUAGUUUUCAUGAGCUUCUAAAAAUUUCACUUGCAAGCUUAUUUUUGCUUCCUGUGUUACCACCAUUCCUUUUCAUGGUAUACUUGAGUUAAUGAUUAUAUUUUUAAAAGUUACAUGGGCUUUUUUAGUUAUCCUAAAUGUAAACAUUCCACUCAUUCUAUUUGUUAACUGUGAUCAUAAUUUUUGUGAUUUCUGGCCUGAUUGAAGAAAACCUGAGAUCUCUGCAUUUAAAUAUUUUAAAUAGUUUUGUAGGUUUUAAAAUUGCUCUUUUCACAAUUUAAAAAGUCACUUGAGCUAUAUUUACAUUUGCUUUGGUAGUUCAUUUGUGGGUGGCAAUUUUCUCUAGUUCUUGGGACUGUGGCAGCCUUUGGAAUAUUUUAUAAGUUAUAGCUGAAAUCUGUCAUCCACCAUAGCUGGCUUAUGUGACUAGAAAAGCAGGAGAGACAAAAUGAAAUAAUUACUUAGUGAAUGUUUUUUAUUCCCAUAAAAAUAUCUAAUAUUAAGAAAACUUUAAAUAAACAUGAUUUAAAUAUGGUAGAUGAUUUAUAGUCCAUUAUGUGACAUUUGUAAGCCACUGCACUAGCCUUACAAGGUUCAUGAAAGGAGGAAAAAAAUUAAUUCUUUCUGCCUUUGCCAGAUAUAAUCUAUACAGAAAUAAUUUAAGUUAUAAUUUAUUUUUUGAAUGGGUGCCUCUCAGGAAGCUGCUUUUCUGUUCUAACACUUUCCUGUUAAGUGAAACUAUCUUAAAGUUGCAUUGGGGUCUUGUUUGGUUGCUGACAUUUGAAUGCUUACUUGCUCUUUUUUUUUCUUACAAGAAAAAAAUUUGAGUCUUUUGUUAUCCUUCUUAAUUUACAAGACGGGAAAAGGAGGAAAAUGAUAAGCAAUCAGAUCUUUUUCUUCCCUCAUCUCAUUCUUGUUUGGGAAUGGGAUGAAUCAGGGUAGAGAGAAGCAUUAAUAUAAGUAAAAAUUUUGAAAUGUACAAAAAGUAGAAGACUGCAUUGUUUUGCCCAGUUUGAAAGAAAAUUCAUAGAAAUGGCAUUUUUAGAAAGUCUGCAUGACUUUUGUGAUUAUAGAAUUUUUUCUUAGGAAGUGAUUAAAAAUGACCUGUGGUACUAGAAGUUUUUUUCUAUCAAUGUAAGGAUUUUUUCAUCUUAGAUCAGUCUAGCUUUUCACUGUAUCAAUCUGAGAAAUUGUAUGAAUCAAGUAAACUUCUCUUUAUCUUUGUACUGUUUAAUAGAGUCUCUGAUAGAAUUGUGUGAUGCUCUUAGAGUAUUUUCCCCCCUUUAUUAUGGUUACAUUCUAGGCCAUAAACAUUAUAAGGGCUUCAUUUCAUCAUAUAAUACACUAUUGACUGCUUAGAUUCCUCCUGUGCAUCUUGGCUUUGUAAUCAACUUCUUGAAAUAAUAUAACCUACUGUUAAUUACUCGUGCUAAUUGAGGGAUAUCAUAACACACAUAAGUCAAAUCUGGAUAAAUGAACACCACAAAUUUAAGGUUUUUUCUCUUGCCGUGUCCUACUGGAAGCCUUCGCAACUCUAUAGCUAUUUAAAGCAGAAAGGGUAGAAAUGGCAUAAAAUGUAGCUAAAUGCCUAUAAGCAUUCCUUUUUCUGCUCUUGCCUCCUGAAUUUUGAAGACUUGCACAUACAUCCUAGCAGUUUAUUUCCUAAGCUGCUAGAAAGCUGGUGUCUAGCAGAGAUACUGAUGUACUCACUGAAUCUACAGUUCACAAAUAAUUGAGGAUUGGCUUUGGUUGAAGAUGUGGCUGUGUCAUAGAAACAGAAUGUCCGGUGUUAGCUAGAGACCUGGAAAUCUUAUUCUGGAAAUUCUUAUUCUUAGUUCUUCACUUCUGUCACAUACACUUAAUUGACAUUACAUCUAGAAUACUAACCUUUUUCUAUAUGGACCAUCUAUUUAAUUAGUAAUAAAAUUUAUUAGUGAAAUAUUUAGUCUUCAGUUACCUCUAAAAUUCUUUGCAUUCCUGAAAAAGACAGUGUAUUACUGCAUAUAAAGGAUUCCUAUCAACCUAACAAGUAAUUUAUAUCAUUCUAUUUAAUUCUUAAAGCUUCUACAUGUGGCCUUCUUAUUGAGCACACUCUUAUUCAUUAUUUGGCCUGUAAACAUUCACCUGAACUGUGACUACAAUCAUUUUUCAAUAAUCUGGAAAAACGAGAGAUAAAGUUUCACAUUUUAAUCACUUUGGCUUUUAAAUAUUCUGCAAAUACCAUUAAGAGUUCAUUUUGGUUUAGAGUAAUUUAAUGUUGUUUUAAGCAAAAUAAUUUGUUUUUGCUUUCCAUAUAGAAAAAGUUAACAUUGGAACUGUAUAUAGUAAAAGAUUUUAUCAUGUACCUAUCCAAGCACCAUUCCAAACUCAGCAGGUUAUAUUUUAAACAGCUUGCAGAGAUUUUCCAAAGUAAGCUAUUAAGUUCAGCUAUUCCAUGGUUACUUUUAGUGUCUUUGUGGUAUGUCAUGUGAUAGUGUUUAUGAAAUUAAAAAAUUCUUAAUUUUCAAAGGAACCUUGGAAAUAUAUCACUCUGAAUGAAAGUCUGUCACUCUAAAUGAGUAUGUGCUAAAAUUUGACCAGCUCAGCUUAAGACAAAAAACAGCAACUUGGAGGAGAAAUGAAGAGAGUUUACAGUUAGUGGGUUAAAUUUUUGUUGUUGCAAUAGUACGUUUAGUCUUAACAUAAUAUUUCUAAUUGAAAAGUUAUAUGUAUGUGUCACCAUAUCUGAUGAUUACUUUGUUAAAAGCAAAAUGGGUCAUGUGAUAUAUUAAAUCUUAAUUGCUGUUUUUAAAUGUUUGAUCAUGCCAAACAAAUCAUGUCUGUGCCAUCCAGGGUUUAUUGUAAUCUAUUAAUGAGUACUUGGAUUGGGGUAAAGGGCUUGUACUAUGCACUUUUUAUUAAAGAAUAAAUAGAAAAUGUUAGUAAAACUC